Penicillium roqueforti is the source of this 1059-nucleotide messenger RNA. Its product is annotated as NmrA family NAD(P)-binding protein. The record is from RefSeq and is a predicted model, not a curated record. NCBI's taxonomy places the organism in Eukaryota, Fungi, Ascomycota, Eurotiomycetes, Eurotiales, Aspergillaceae. The transcript is spliced from 2 exons. Bases 1 to 1059 code for a protein of 352 amino acids.
AUGACACAACCGCAGAAGACCAUUGCCGUGGUCAACGCGACAGGCCGGCAAGCGGCCUCGCUGAUCCGUGUCGCGUCCGCCGUGGGGUAUUCCGUGCGCGCGCAAAUACAUUCCCUGAAAGGCGUCAUCGCCCCGGAACUCCAACAACUACCCAAUGUGACGCUCCUGCAAGGCCCGCUGCUCGGCAACACCGCCCUGAUGGACGAGCUCUUCAAAGGCGCCCAGCUCGCCUUCAUCAACACCACCUCCCAGUCCGGCGACGAGGUCGCCAUCGGCCACGACCUGGCAGACGCCGCCAAACGCGCCGGCACAAUCCAGCACUACAUCUACAGCAGUAUGCCGGAUCAUUCCGUGCAUGGUCCCUGGCCCGCCGUCCCGCAGUGGGCGCCCAAGUUCACCGUCGAGAACUACAUCCGCCAGCUCGGAAUGCCCUCCACCUUUGUCUACGCCGGCAUCUACAAUAACAACUUCACGAGCCUGCCAUACCCGCUCUUCCAGAUGGAGCUGCUGCCAGACGGGAGCUUCGAGUGGCGUGCGCCGUUCGAUCCGGAAAUCCCGUUGCCGUGGCUGGACGCCGAGCAUGACGUUGGUCCGACGCUGCUGCAGAUUUUCAAGGACGGCCCGAAGAAAUGGAACGGACAUCGGAUCGCGCUCACUUUCGAAACCCUCUCCCCGUUACAGGUGUGCGCGGCGUUCUCGCGCGCCCUGGACCGCCCAUGCCAGUACGUCCGCGUGCCCAAGAUCGAGAUCAAGGUCAACAUCCCGCCGGGAUAUCGAGAACAGCUCGAGGCGCUGGAGGAGCUGUUUGGCCGAUGCGAUGCGCCGUACUUCCCGCAGCCCGAGUUCUCACGGCCCGCCGCGGGCUCGCCGAAGGGUCUUGGACCCGCGGGUGGAAAGGGCGCCGGCGCGGGCAUGAUGCAAGGACCUGGCGGUGUCAUCUCGCUCCGGGUGACGGACGAGUCUCGACAUCUGUGGCAGGGCUGGCGCGACAUGGAAGAGUAUGCGCGUGAAGUGUUCCCCGUAGAAGAAGAGGCUAAUGGGCUGGACUGGAUGGUUUGA